Molecule: messenger RNA, 7308 nt
Organism: Pecten maximus
Lineage: Eukaryota; Metazoa; Mollusca; Bivalvia; Pectinida; Pectinidae
Product: claspin-like
Exons: 32
Coding region: 112-4110 (1332 amino acids)
Biological process (GO): activation of protein kinase activity; mitotic G2 DNA damage checkpoint signaling; mitotic DNA replication checkpoint signaling
Molecular function (GO): anaphase-promoting complex binding
Source: RefSeq, a predicted model, not a curated record
AACGCGCGAAAUGGGAAAUGGAGGUAAAUAUUAGGCCCAAGUGAUCAGCGAUAUUUUUUUCCCAAAUAAGACAAUUGGAACUAAAUAGAAAAAGAGAGGAAUUUCGGCACUAUGGAGGAACCACAAAACACAGAGGUGGUGCGAGUGGAUUCAAUGGUGAAAGAGGUAGACUCGACGGAAAAGGCAGACUCGGGAAUGGACGAAGAUAGCCAGCACUCCUCUGUACAGGACAAGAUGGAAACAAAAGAUGGCGAGAUCAGUGAAGAAGAUGAAAUUCCUGUUCUCCAAUUAGCAGAUAGUGAUGAUGAAGACAUUCAAAUAAAGCCCAAGAAGAGAAUGACAACAAUAUUGGACGAUGAUGAUGAUGAUGUGGAUUCCUCCAUGCCUGGUUCUGAAGAUGAGGCAAAAAACAAGGUCAAAAAGACAGGUGAGGAAGUGCUGAAUGCUGUUCUUAACUCAAACAAUACAGAUGAAGAUUCUGACAGUGAGGGUAGUGACGAUGACGAGACCCUUAGGGCUGUCACACAGAAGAAGAAAAAGAGGUUACAGGUCCUGGAUGAGACAAGCAAUGAUUCCAGUGUGUCUGGCAGAGGUACAGAUUCUGGACCAUCCACUUCAGCACCCCGAAAACCAGACUUUGGAAAUGGAGACUUGUUUGAUGCCGAGAGUGACAGUGACCGAGACAGUGGGGAUGAAUCAGCCAGGAGUAGUCAUGACGAAGCUGAUGAUGAAGGUUUUGACGAAAGUACAAUUGACCCAAAACUGUUGAAGCAAUUGAAAAGGGGUGCAGCCAAGAAAGAGACUGUCCGGUCCAAACGGAAGGCAAAGGAGGAAGCAAUGAUCAGUAUACAUAGUGAGACACAAAGGAUGGUUAGAGAGUCUAGAGUGAAUAUUCCUUAUUACACACCUAGCCCGAGGCCACUGCAGGACUUUCUGGGACGUGCUUUACAGAAACAGCAGCAGUACAAAGCCCUGAAGGGGGCUAGUCAUUCACGUAAAGCAGAGUUGUGUGAGGAAGUUCUAUCCAAGACCAGAUUUUCCAGUCCUACAUUAUCGUCUACCGAUGGCCAGGGUAUGGAAGUAGACCUUUCGGAUGACACUGCUGAUACGGUCAGUUCAAAGCUUACUGAAACAAACUCUGAGGUACCACACACCGGAGGAGAGAGUGACAGUCUUCCAGAUCUACAUUCAAACAAGGACAAGAUGGGUGACUGUGAUAGUUGUGUAGAACUUCCUGAAGUUAAAUCAACGUGUGAACAAUCUGGUGAUUUAGAUUUUGAUGAAUUACCCGACUUAUUAAUAGAGGAAGAGAAAGCAAAGUCGAAUAAAGAGGAAAAGUUGAGAAUGGAGUCCUCAUUUGAACUUCAGGGUAUUGAAGAUCCGAAAGAAAACAAAAAAACAGAUUCAUAUGUAUGUGAGGACUCGUGUAAGGACAGCUGUGCUACAGAUGUGUGUGAAACUAUUACCACAGACCAACCCAGUAGUGCUGUUAGUGAUAAUGUAAGUGCUGACUUGUCUCACAAAUGUCAGACGGAAGAUACCCCCAGUAAAAAACUGUCUGGUCUAUCAUCCCUCAACCUGUCCUCCCUCCCACGCCUCAGUGGAGGACCCAACUCCUUCAUUAGUCUGGAUGAGGACUCUGGAGACGCCACCCCUAAGAACAAGGAAAUGUCAGUAUUCAUGGACAGAUUUCUAAAACAUUCACAAAAGAAAGAAAAAAAGAAGUGUGAUCAAGACAUUCAGAUCAGUGUUGUACAGAAGGAGAAGAUGGCACCAGACCGUGAGGAACUGAAGGAAAGCACGUUUACCUAUCACAUAACACCAGUGGAGGAAAACCCAUUACUGAAACUGGACACUCCAGGAGCAAAACUGCUGGCUUUAAAGUCUCAGCUGUCAGUGGUGAUGGCCCAGAAAAGGGAGAAGAACCGACAGAAACACCAGCAAGUUUAUGACUUGGACAAUGAGGCAGGCUUUGAGGGAGGGGAGGAAGAAGCUUUACUAGAUGACGAGGCUGAAAUGUCCGAUCAUUCCGACACAGAUGUGGAGGAUGAUGACUUUGAAGAACAGUUUGGAGAUGCUGAUGAGGAAAUGGAAGAGGAUCAAGAACCUAAAGAGAAAAAUCCAUUCAUGGAUGAUGAAGCUGAAGAAGAUGGAGAAAGUGAGAAGGAGGAUGGUGAUCUUAAUCUGAUUUUACAGCUGUCUGAUGACGAGGAAGAAGGUGAAAAUGAAGAAGUGGUAGUGAAAGCUGUGUCAGCCAAGAAAAAGAGCAGAGUUCUUCAGAUCAGUGAUGAUGAGGACAGUAAUGAUGUGGUUGCUUCAGAAGACAAUGCUCAGCAGUUGGUCAGUGUGAAGGACAAACAGUCCGCAGAUCCAGGUGACGACACCCAGCAGUCUGCUGGUUUAAUAGACAGCGCUCAGCAAGCAGCAGGUUCAAAGUCAGUUGAGUCAGAUGUGCCAGUCCCCCAUUUUCUAGUUCCUCACAGUCUGGACGAGCCACAGGCUGACGAGGAAUUCUCUCCCUUUCUCCAAGCAUCUAGCUUCCAUGACAACACACAGAAAAAGCGUCCCAACCUACCACCACCCAUUGAAGACUCCCAAGAUCUCUAUGGCAACAACCAAGCUCUACCUCCAACACAGACACAGUCACAGAGCCAGAUGCCCCUGUUUUACCUGGAAGACUCUCAGUCACAGAUGUUAGAUGCUGAUGGGUUUUUGAAGGUGGGAUCAACAGACAAGAAAAAUGUGCGUUCCUUUGCUGUUGGAAACAUAGACAAUGCAGAGGGAUCUGAUAUGGAUGAACUGCUGGGGCUCUGCUCAGGGCGGUUUGGAGCUACUCAGAGUGAUGAUAAGAAAUCCUGCAAGAGUUUGUUUGGAACCCAGCAAACACAAGGCAACAUGGAUGAACUGCUGGGGCUCUGUUCUGGACAGUUUGCUGGCAGUGGUAAAAUGCCCCAAGAUUCACAGAAGGCCGGGAUGAAGCGCAAGUUACCGUUAGAUGAGGAGGAGGAGGAGGACGAGUUCAGGAUUGUCAGUGAUGAGGAGGAGAAAUUUGACAACAAUGACAAGAAUGAGCUGAGUGAGGACGAUAAUGAUGGAAAGGAUGGAGAUGACACAGAUAAUUUAGAUGAAAGUGGAGACGAGGAAGAUAAUGAUGCACCUCGCAAGUUCGCAGGUUUCACUGCAGGCAAUAAACAUGGACUUAUCAAGAAAGAUUUUGUGGAUGAAGAAGCAGAACUGUCAGGAAGUGAGUAUGACAGUGAUGAAAACUUUGAUAUUGCUGAGGAGGAUGACUUCAUGGAGAUGGAGGAGGGUGAUAAGGAUGCAACAGUAGGAGAGGAAGAGCUCCGGAAUCAGGUCGGCCGCGCCCACUUGAAGCAGUUGAUAGAUGAGGACAAACGCGAGUUGAUGCGGUUCCAGGAGAUGUACCUGCAGGAUGGAGACCUUCAUUCCGAGGGAGCAGGGCGUAAACGACAAUUUAAGUGGAGGAACAUUGACGAUGACACUCAGCAAGACAUGUUUGGAAAUGAAUCGGAGGGAGAGAAGGAGGACGAGGAGGGAGAGAAUGAACUACGAUGGAGGAAGGAGCGAUUUGAGCGAGAAAAAUGGCUCAAGGAACAAAUGGAUCAAGAAAAAGAAGGAGAUGAUAGCCAGUUCUUUAAGUUUGGCAAAGUGUUCCUCAAGAGGAGAGAGUCAGACACCAGUAACACUAGCAGCUCUGUACCCAGAACUCCGACUGAGCCAGACAUUGCCCCAAAGAGGAAGGAUACACCAACCCCGAACUUAAUCAAAUUAUCUGGACAGAAACGUGGCUCCUUUCUCAGCCGAAACAAGGACUCCUUGGCAAAGAUUGCUGAGUUUAACAAGGGCAGUACUAUUGUGAAUCCAGGUGGUCCAAGGAACUCUCGUAACCUCACCUUCCAGGUCAUAUCUCCAGGGAAAGAUAAAGAAAACAAGUCUGGCACUAAGGAUUCUAGUACAAAGCCUACAUUAGGACCUAAGCUGAGGAAAGCUCACACUCCUAACACGAAAAAUAAACCGGCUGCCAAGAAACCUCGGCUAGAGAAAAAGGAGUCUUCUUUCUCACAAAACAGUAUUUUCAACCACAUCUGAGUAUGUCUGUAGAACCAACGGAGGAUGUUCCAUAGCUGACGGCUGAAGAAGGAUGUUCCUUAUCUGAUGGAAAUGGAGAUGUAUAUCUGUAGGGGAAUGUUCCAUAUCUGGUGGAAAUGGGGGUGUAUAUCUCUAGGGGAAUGUUCCAUAUCUGAUGGAAAUAGAGAUGUACAUCUGUAGGGGAAUGUUCCAUAUCUGAUGGAAAUGGGGGUGUACAUCUGUAGGGGAAUGUUCCAUAUCUAGUGGAAAUAGAGAUGUACAUCUGUAGGGAAAUGUUCCAUAUCUGAUGGAAAUGGGGGUGUAUAUCUGAAGGGGAAUGUUCCAUAUCUGAUGGAAAUGGAAAUGUACAUCUGUAGGGGAAUGUUCCAUAUCUGAUGGAAAUGGGGGUGUAUAUCUGUAGGGGAAUGUUGCAUAUCUGAUGGAAAUGGGGGUGUAUAUCUGUAGGACUGAAGGAGGAUGGCUAUAUAUAUAGACCAGGUAUUGGUACAUAUAUGAAGUGGUUGUCAGCAUUUGACACAGUGAAAGUUUUACAAUGUUUUAAACCCUGUAUUUUGUAACAAUUGAUACUUAGUACAGAGUACCAAACAUUGUUGAUCAGUUUUGUAUAUUUGUAUGUAAAGGGGAACAUUUAUCAGAAGCUGUGGUAUUUAGGUAUUGCCUACAGAUAAAACUUCUGUAUCUUUGUAUAUUUUAGCAAAAAGUUCUCUUUACUAGAGAAACAACAGCUGUGCUGGAGAAAUUAAAAUGUUCAAAAUUUUAUUUGUAAUUUUGCUUGUAAAAACAGAUAUCAGUGUUGUGAGGUAUAAACAUAACAGGACUAUAACAAUGUGCCCCACACAUUUAUGAUUUUAUCUUAAAUUAUUUUGGAAACAAGUAGUUUGUAAAUUAAAAUAGAUGAAUCAACAUAGUGUAUAUUGUAUAAACGUUAGUUUUAUGUAUUUAUUUGAUGAAUUUAAUUUUUAGACAGCAAAAUUAUUGCUACAUGUUCUUUGCAUGGUAAAUUUCUUGUUGUCAUGUCACAAUGAAGAUUGUAUAUUACAGACAAUGAAACAAUAUAACUUAUAAAUAGAUUCCUAAUAAAUGGUCUUGAUGAAACAAUGUAAUUUAUAAAUAGAUUCCCAAUAAAUGGUCUUGAUUAACUUAAGAUAUUUGUGUUCACAAAUCCAAAUUAUGAAAUAUUUCAUGUUUGUUUUUGUAUUUUGUGUUUGUCUUUAAAGCACUUGUUUGAAAUUUGUGUUUGUCUUCUGGGGCCCGGUGGCCAAGUGGUUAAGGUGUCCCGUCACUUUAUCACUAGCCCUCGAAACAGUUACCAGGUACUGACUGUAGGUGGUGGUACUCCAGCUUUCUUCCACCUCCAAAACCUUGCACAUCCUUAAAUUACCCUGGCUGUUAAUAGGACGUUGAACAAAAUAAACCAAACCAAAUUGUCUUUAAAACACCUGUUUGUAAUUUAUGUUUGUCUAUAAAACACCUGUUUGUAAUUUAUGUUUGUCUAUAAAGUACAUGUUUGUAAUUUGUGUUUGUCUAUAAAACACCUGUUUGUAAUUUAUGUUUGUCUAUAAAACACCUGUUUGUAAUUUAUGUUUGUCUAUAAAGCACCUGUUUGUAAUUUAUGUUUGUCUAUAAAGUACAUGUUUGUAAUUUGUGUUUGUCUAUAAAACACCUGUUUGUAAUUUAUGUUUGUCUAUAAAGCACCUGUUUGUAAUUUGUGUUUGUCUAUAAAACACCUGUUUGUAAUUUAUAUUUGUCUAUAAAGCACCUGUUUGUAAUUUAUGUUUGUCUAUAAAGCACCUGUUUGUAAUUUGUGUUUGUCUAUAAAACACCUGUUUGUAAUUUAUAUUUGUCUAUAAAGCACCUGUUUGUAAUUUGUGUUUGUCUCUAAAGUACAUGUUUCUAGUUUCUUUUGGUGGAAACAUUUGCUGUGAAUCAUAGCAUGGUGAUGGAUGAUGACUGGAAAUACAUUUUUAUGAUUUCCUGCAAAGUUAGAUAAUUGACCAAUAUGAAGUCAUUGAUUGAGUGGUUAGUACAAACUGUUUUUUCAACUCCUUGUUUACACUUGUCUUUAUACUUGAGAAAGCAUUUUGAGGUAUUUGGAGAAUUAAGAAUUUGCUAUAAUUUUUUAAAGAUUAGAUAUUGCGUUGUGAAUGUCAUUUAUAUUUGGAAGUUUUAAAAGUCAUCUUACAGUUGACAGGAAAUGUGCUAUAUAAAAGUGAGGGUGCUGAGUUGAUAUUAUGACCAUCAUAUCGUCAAUAUGUGUUGAAUGGUGAGAAAUGGAUGUGUCUAGAUGUGUUAAUUAGAAAGUGAUGAAAGCUUGUGAAUGAGUCAUGUUUUUGUCAGUAUUUCCUCUUAGUACAACAUAAAGUACGGUUUUAGUGGUUUGAAUCGCUAUAUUUGGCACUACAGCAAGGACAUUUUUCUAAAUCUAUCUUUCGUUCAUCUAUGUGAUGAAUUUAGAUAAGAUUUUGUUCUGUUUCGGGGGAGGGGGUAUCCAAAGAUCUCAAAGUUUUGGUGCCAUUAAUGGACCCCAUUUCCAUUGAAAUUGUUUCACAUUUAAGCCAAAUUUCCAAAAUUUUCAGUUUACUCCUAAAAUAUCUUUCCCAAUCACUAUUUCCCUUCCAAAAUGAGACAAAAAGGCCCCAUCCCAAACCAGUGAGGAAAAGCCCUGAAGUAUCAUAUUAAUGUUCAUAUUAUUUGUGCUAGGAGCAUGGAAGUCCUGGAGGUUAAUGAAGAAACUGUACACAAUGCUUACAAAUAGAUAAUUUACAACUAAAAAUUUGUGUUUUGUUUCUGACAUUGCGAUAGACUUUGGCUGAUAGAAUAGUGCCAAAUGUAUGAAACGAGCCAAGUUUGUCUGGGUAUAAAAUCACCAUUAUGGAUGAAAAAUUGCAUGUUUAUAGUUGAAGAAUUAUAUGCUGUGUAAAAGUUUAAAACUUGAUACCGAUUUGAUAGAUAAAUAUAUAUUUGUGUAGAUAUAUAAAAUCGUAGUACAAGUGGCAAAGGAAGACAAUUUAUGGGUCGUGCCCUAACUGGGCCUUAAACUCAGUACAUGUGUAUAUGUAUGUAUGGGCAUAUAAAUAAUCAUCGGUAAAGUUGAUUGUUUGAAAGGUAAAAUUCAUCAAAAGACAUCCUUCAUUUUAUUUAUGAGUGUUUGAAUGGUUUAAACGACAUACCAUGUUUCAUAUAAAAAUUGCAAAAUUA